AUGAAUCCACAGGCAAUCAACAUACACCGCGGCUUCCCGCCUUCAAAGCGGAAGGUCUCCAUAUCAGUCCGGAGCCAUAUCGAGAGCUUGGACGCCGGGCUUACUUCUGUUAAUGGCGCGCUGGAGGUCAUCUCUAUGAUUCAGUCGCGACACCUCGUCACGAAGCUCAUUCUCGGACACAACGAGCUCGGCGACGACGGGUGUGAAGUUUUGUUCGAUUACCUUAUCUCUGAGGCAGGUUGCGGACAUGGGAUUCUGGAGAUAAGCCUGAAUUCGAAUCAAAUUAGCGACCGUGGUCUGUACUCUAUUUCCCGGUUUUUGCAGAACAAUACUUCACUGCGGAAGCUGUUCCUGCAGAACAAUGCGUUUGCAGGCGACCCAGCCGUCGUCGCCGCCUUAACAGUGGCGCUCAACUCCUCGCAUCUUGACACGCUCUCCCUCACGACUAACCCACGACUCUCAGAUAGCUUCAUCGCACACCUCUUACCCACACUCGACGCUCCAUACCUUCGCGAGCUCCAACUCUCCGUUCUCGGGCUGACGCACACUUCCUCUCCCUAUAUCAUUGAGUAUAUCUCCUCACCCCGCUGCCAGCUGACUACCCUCAAGUUGAACGGGAACCGCAUCGGGCUCCGUGGCGCUCGCGGAAUUGUUCGCGCGGUGCACCGUCACAACUUUACGUUGUCCACGCUCGAGCUGUUCGCAAACGGGCUCGUCGAUGCAGAGGUCGACACUUCGAGCGAGACUGCCGCAAGCAGCGAAGACGACGAUGCCAUCCGCACAGGCGCAAGAUCAGUACUCUGGCGAGACGGGCAGAAGGAGCUUGCGCGCAUCCUCCUGCGCAACAAGUAUCUCGGCACGGUGACCCAGCGAGAGGCCUUUGUGCUACUCAGGUACGCCCGAGCAUUGCUUCUGCGCUCGGGAACCCAAGGUAGUAUAGUGGAGGUCCCAUCAACGGAAGCUCUCCUGCAGACGAUCGGAUCCGUGUUUGACUUGGUACCGUCGUCUGCGUUGCUUGCUCCUGCACGCGCGUUCCCGUUUUCACGCUUGCCGAUGGAGCUGCAGCUAUACAUCUUAUCGUUCCUUGCGCCCACACUGUCGUCCGCACAGCGCAUCCGCGUGUGCACGUACGCGGCAUCCCUGUCGACGCUUCCGUCGUUGCUCCCCGCGCUAAUUUCCAGGCAGACGAUGUCUCGCUCUUACGCCUCGACAAUGCCGCUUGGUGGCGUAGGACUCGGCGUCGGGAUGAUGCUGCGGAAGCGACACAGUUCUGUUACCUAUGCGGGUGCUAGCCACGAUCCGGCGAUUUCUCGUCGAGAUGAGGAGCGGGCAAAGUGGCUGAUGCUUGUUAGAUGCAAUGCAUUUGAGCUGGAGGACGAUGCGAUCUGGAGCAAGGCUGAUUGCAAUAGGAUGUAA
Molecule: messenger RNA, 1416 nt
Organism: Fibroporia radiculosa
Lineage: Eukaryota; Fungi; Basidiomycota; Agaricomycetes; Polyporales; Fibroporiaceae
Exons: 3
Coding region: 1-1416 (471 amino acids)
Biological process (GO): activation of GTPase activity; nucleocytoplasmic transport
Cellular component (GO): perinuclear region of cytoplasm; cytosol; nucleus
Molecular function (GO): small GTPase binding; GTPase activator activity
Source: RefSeq, a predicted model, not a curated record